Zalophus californianus (California sea lion) is the source of this 2184-nucleotide messenger RNA. RefSeq names its product signal peptide peptidase like 2A (gene SPPL2A). Lineage: Eukaryota; Metazoa; Chordata; Mammalia; Carnivora; Otariidae. The transcript is spliced from 18 exons. The record is from RefSeq and is a predicted model, not a curated record. Gene Ontology annotation, molecular function: aspartic endopeptidase activity, intramembrane cleaving. The coding region runs from base 469 to 1962 and encodes 497 amino acids. Gene Ontology annotation, cellular component: lysosomal membrane; Golgi-associated vesicle membrane; cytoplasmic side of endoplasmic reticulum membrane. Gene Ontology annotation, biological process: membrane protein proteolysis.
UCAAGAGAGGCCGCCGGAGGGCGCGAGAGUCCGCGCGGCGAAGGGCGGCUAGCUCGCCUGGCGCGCGGUGGUGACCUCUUAGGGAGGAAGAGAAGGACCGCACCGUCCGGGUUCGAUGGCAACCCUGGCAUAUCACGCCGGGUCCCUCUUAAGGUUCUUUCGUUGGCUUACAAAAAGGAGAUUAGAAGACUUGCUUUCUCAAUCUUCCCACAUCUAAAGAUGCUGAAAAAUGUGACAUUGACCUCAAUAUCAGAGGAUUCUCUGACUCAGAUAAAGGGAAGUUUCUGGGCAAAACUGGUGUAAACCUGAGGCAGAAGUAUUCAACAGAGGUCAGCAGGGAGCCUCGAGUAAAUCCCACUCCAACAAGUCAUUUCCUUCGGGAAGAAGCCUGCAGUCAGGACAGCUGCUCAGGAAGCAAUCCUGCACGCGUCUGGAAAUGGCAAACCUUUACCAUCUAAGGACUACUGCAUGCUAUAUAACCCUCAUUGGACAGCUCUUCCAAAUACCCUAGAAAAUGCAACUUCCAUCAGUUUGAUGAAUCUGACUACCACACCACUAUGCAACCUUUCUGAUAUUCCACCUGAUGGAAUAAAGAACAAAGCAGUUGUAGUACAGUGGGGGACCUGCCAUAUUCUUGAAAAAGCCAGAAUUGCACAAAAAGGAGGUGCUGAAGCAUUGUUGGUUGCCAAUAACAGUGUCCUAUUUCCUCCCUCAGGAAACAAAUCUGAAUUUUAUGAUGUGAAAAUACUGAUUGCAUUUAUAAGCCGCAAAGACUUUAUAGAUAUGAAGCAGACUCUUGGAGAUAACAUUACUGUGAAAAUGUAUUCUCCAUCGUGGCCUAACUUUGACUAUACUAUGGUGGUUAUUUUUGUAAUUGCUGUGUUCACUGUGGCAUUAGGAGGAUACUGGAGUGGACUAAUUGAAUUGGAGAGCAUGAAGGCAGUGACAAACACUGAAGACAGAGAAAUGAGGAGAAAGAAGGAAGAAUAUUUAACUUUUAGUCCUCUAACAGUUGUAAUAUUUGUGGUCGUGUGCUGUGUUAUGAUGGUCUUACUUUAUUUCUUCUACAAAUGGUUGGUUUAUGUUAUGAUAGCAAUUUUCUGCAUAGCAUCAGCAAUGAGUCUGUACAACUGUCUUGCUGCACUCAUUCAUAAGAUACCAUGUGGACGAUGCACGAUUAUGUUUCGUGGCAAAAGCAUUGAAGUGAGACUUAUUUUUCUCUCUGGACUGUGCAUAGCAGUAGCUGUUGUUUGGGCCGUAUUUAGAAAUGAGGAUAGGUGGGCUUGGAUUUUACAGGAUAUCUUGGGGAUUGCUUUCUGUCUGAAUUUAAUUAAAACACUGAAGUUACCCAACUUCAAGUCAUGUGUGAUACUUUUAGGCCUUCUCCUCCUCUAUGAUGUGUUUUUUGUUUUCAUAACACCAUUCAUCACAAAGAAUGGCGAGAGUAUCAUGGUUGAACUUGCAGCUGGACCUUUUGGAAAUAAUGAAAAGAAUGAUGGAAACUUGGUGGAAGCCACUGCUCAACCCUCAGCUCCCCAUGAGAAAUUACCAGUAGUCAUCAGGGUACCAAAGCUGGCCUAUUUCUCAGUAAUGAGUGUGUGCCUCAUGCCAGUUUCAAUACUGGGUUUUGGAGACAUUAUUGUACCAGGCCUCUUGGUUGCAUACUGUAGAAGAUUUGAUGUUCAGACUGGUUCUUCCUCUAUAUACUAUGUUUCCUCCACAAUUGCCUACGCUGUUGGCAUGAUACUCACAUUUGUUGUUCUGGUGCUGAUGAAGAAGGGGCAGCCUGCUCUCCUCUAUUUAGUUCCUUGCACGCUUGUUACUGCCUCAAUUGUUGCUUGGAGACGUAAGGAAAUGAAAAAGUUCUGGAAAGGUAGCGGCUAUCAGGUGAUGGACCAUCUGGACUACGCAACAAAUGAAGAAAACCCUGUGACUGCUGGUGAACAGAUUGUCCAACAAUAAUGUGUAGACCUGCAAUAAUGUGUCAGUUGAUUUUCUACAAAUAGAGUUUGACUUUUUAAAUUGACUUUUGAAUUGACAAUCUUAACGAAUCUUCAGUGAUAUGCUUGCAAAUACAUAUUUUUAAGAGCUGGUACUGACACUUACAUCAAAUAGUUGAAACACAUUUGCUUUUAACUGUUAAAGUUGUGCCUUCACAUUAAAUAAAGCAUAUGGUCUGUGUAA